Messenger RNA from Drosophila rhopaloa, 996 nucleotides. RefSeq names its product gametocyte-specific factor 1 homolog. Bases 125 to 586 code for a protein of 153 amino acids. The record is from RefSeq and is a predicted model, not a curated record. Lineage: Eukaryota; Metazoa; Arthropoda; Insecta; Diptera; Drosophilidae. The transcript has 2 exons.
CGGUAUGUUAACAACCCUGUCGUCUAUUUAAUUUUGAUAUCGCCGCCGAACAGAACGGAUGUCUAAAUAGAAAAAAAGUAGGCGAAAUAUAAUAAAUAAGUUCAUUAGACUAAAAGUGUUAAAAAUGUCUGAAAAAAACUACUCUGUGAGCGGUCCGAAUUUUGAGGAGUACAUCGUUUGUCCUUACGAUAGGGUCCAUCGUAUAUUGCCGGUCCGUUUGACUUAUCAUUUGACCCGCUGUGCCAAGAAUUUUCCCUCCUCCAAGAUGGUGCACUGUCCAUUUAAUACCACCCAUUUGCACUCGGUUGCCAACAUGCAGAGACAUGUCAUCGAAUGCCCGAAUCGGUCGUCCUUGGAGCGCUACAAGUUGCCGGAUAUGUUGCCGCCUGUGGAACCCCGAUCCAGUGAGUUUAUUGUCGAAACCACCGAGGAUUGGGACGCCGAGCCGCCGACCCCAACUUACAAUCCCCAAAGGUACUGCGAAAAGGAGUUCAUCAUCCGUAAUCCCCAGGGCGCUCCACCGGCUGCUCGUCGCGAAUUCCGAGAGCGCGAACGCAGGCGUUUCUUGGAGAACAAUCAGUUUUAGAUCUCUAGUUCCAUGGCAUACAUAACCCCCUUAUAUAUAGCCACUUUCAAUUAUUGUAUACAUAUGUAUGAACAUACAUAUGUAAAUUGAUACAGUACUAAGAAGCGCUGAUUCUUUCGUUUUUCUUGUUUUCUUUACCCAGCAAAUUUUUUGAUUCUGUUUAUUUUUGUCGAAAAAAGUUGCAACUUUACGAUGAAUUCUAGGAAACAGUUAAAAAUAUAAAGUAAAAAUUUGAAUUUAAUUUAAUUUAUUUGAAGACAGUAUUAUCAAACGGUAAAACAGAUGUUUUCUUUUCCUUUACACUGCUCACUCGCUGAAUAAAAAAUAUGUAUUUGCUUUUCUUAUCAAAUCAUAAGUUAAAACGUUUAAUUUAAAUUAAAAUAAAAUUUUCGUAUUAUACUAGGUAAAAU